Messenger RNA from Plasmodium falciparum 3D7, 4281 nucleotides. Its product is annotated as putative RNA-binding protein UIS12. The record is from RefSeq and is a predicted model, not a curated record. NCBI's taxonomy places the organism in Eukaryota, Apicomplexa, Aconoidasida, Haemosporida, Plasmodiidae. Gene Ontology annotation, molecular function: RNA binding; nucleic acid binding.
AUGAACAAAAAACAUAAUAACAGCGCACAUUUUGAAAAGUUCCCAUGCACAACUAAUAUUCCUUACAGUGUUCAGAAUAACUUCAAUUUAGAAAAAGAUACAUUAAUAAAAAAUUUUGAAGAUAAGAAUGAACAUAUAAACAAAAAGAGUUUUAAUAAAAAUUUGGGAAACUUAAUAUAUAAUAUCUCAAAACUUAUAUUACAUAAUUCAAACAAUAACAAUUCUGACGGUAAUAAUAUUAAUAGCAAAAAUAGUGAUACUAACCAUAAUAUAACAAAUAACAAAAGCUCGAAUAAUAACACAACUAACCAUAAUACUACAAAUCAUAGCAUAACCAAUAAAAAUAUUACCAACCAUAACAUUGCCAACCCUAAUAAUAAUAAUCCUAACGAUAAUCCUAAAAAUAAUUAUAAGGAUAAAAACAACAAUAAAAACAACAAUAAAAAUAACAAUAAAAAUAAUAAUAAAAAUAAUAAUAAAAAUAAUAAUAAAAAUAACAAUAAAAAUAACAAUAACAAUAAAAAUAACCUUAAUAGUAAUAUUACAUGCAGUGAAUACAAUUUACUGAGUACAAAUAAAAAAAAUCAAGACAUCACACAAGCAUUAGGGGAUCAUAUAACAUCAAUCACAAUGAAUAAUAUAGAAAGUAAUAACUUUUUAGUUGGUGAUGAAAAUAAUGGUUUUUAUCAAAUUUUAAACAAUGUAGAUUAUAAUAAAAAGGAGAAGAAGAAGAAUUUUAUAAACAACAAAUGUAAUAGUAAUAUACAUAUGAAUAAUAUUGAAAACCAAUUAUAUAAUAAUGUUAAUAAUAUAAUUCCAAUGGUUUCAAAAAAUAAAUAUAAUUUAUUUACAAAUAACGAAAAUUAUAAUCAAGAGAAUGAUAAAUAUAAUGAAAAAUUAUUUAACAAUUCAGUUAACUUUUGUAAUAUUCCAAAUUAUGAACAAGAAAAGAAAAAAAAAGAAAUAGAAGGAUCAGAAAAUUAUAAAAUGAAUGAUGUAUCUCAACUUACGCAAAUGAAUUAUAUGUAUAGAAAUAUAGAUUAUUCUAAAGAAAAAGUAGAAGAAGAAUCUUUUGAAAAAAAUGUUGUAGAUUUUGAAGAAAAUGUACCUGAAUUCAUGAAUGAAUAUAAAUUAUAUAAUGAAAAAGUGAAACAUGAUAAUAUAAAUAAUCAAAUCAUUAAAGAAAUAAAAAAAAACAAAGGAAAUUAUAAUUUUAAAAAUAUUGUAAUAACUAAUAUUUUCCUUGGAAAUAUCCCACCAAAUAUCACUGAAGAAAGAUUAAAAAAUGUAUUAGAAAUAUUUGGAUAUAUAAUUCAUAUUGAAUAUAAAUGGUCUAUUGAUAAAUGGUCUUAUGCUUUUGUAUAUUUCAUUGAUGAAAAAUGUGCUAUUAAUGCUGUUAAUUUUUUAAAUCAGAAAAAGUUUUUUGAUAAUUCACCUAAUCAUAAAUUAAUAUGUUUUAUUGUUUCCAAACAAAUUCCUCAUCAAAAUACCAUGCAUUAUAGUAAAGAAAAUUUCUCCUUGUUAAAAGAUGGACCACCAGGCGCAAAUUUAUUUUUAUAUGGAAUACCCCUAAAAUGGACCGAAUUAAAUUUAAUACAGCUAGUAAAUAAAUACGGACAUGUUGUAGGUCUAAGAAUUCCGUAUAUCAGUAAAGAGAAUGACAAGAAACAAGGUAAUAGAGGUUUUGGAUUUGUUUCUUAUGAUAACAAAAAAUCAGCUAUAGAAGCUUUUGAAGAAUUAUCAAAAAUGUAUAUACAUGGAAAACUUUUAAAGGUUCAGUUAAAAAAUGGUGAAGAGCAUUUAUUACCUGCAAAAUUAAAAAACAUUUAUAAUACAAAUAAAAAUAAAGCAAAAGAUGUUACAAACCUGAAAACCGCACAAAGUUUAGUUAGUACAACGGAUACUUUAAAUACGUUUAAUUCUUUGACUUCAACCGAAGUAAAAAAGAAACUUAAAAAUAACAAGUGUUCAAAUAAUAAUAUGAAAUCUUCCGUUUUUAUUUCAAAUAAAAAUAAUAUAAAUAAUAAUAAUAAUAAUAGUACUAUAUAUAAUAAAGCUAAUAAUAGUAAUACUCAACAUCUUUCAAUUCCUGAUACGAAUAGCUCAAAAAGUUUAUUAGAAAACGAAUACAAAAAUAAGUUUCCUUUAAACAAUUCGAAUAAUUGUGAUUCCGUUCCUAGUAUAUAUCCAAAGAUGUUUACAAAUUAUUCGGAUAAAUAUGAUCUAAAUGUUACCACUGAAAAGCAUUUUCCUAUAUAUGCAUCUAAAUUACCACAAAAUAACGGCGCCAAUUUGUGUUUAUCAAAAGAAUUGAAUACAGGAGGAGAAUUUUGUUCAUAUACUAUUAAUGAAAAUAACUCAUUUGAAGGAAAAGAUACUAAUAAAAAGAAUUGUGGAAAAAUGUUAAAGGAAGCAGAUGAUAUUAAUAAAAAUGAAACAUUUUUUUUAAUUAAAGAAAACAGAGAAAAUAAAUAUAGUAAUAAUAAAGACAAUAAAGGGGAACAAAUAAAUACUCAAAAUGAUAUGGCGUUAUAUAAUAAUAUGGAAAGUAAUAUGAUAACUUAUAAAAAUAUGGAAGAAAAUAUGGUACCUAAUAAAAACAUGGAAACUACCUUUUCAUACUUUAAUAUGUGUGAUAAUAAUAAUAAUAAUAAUAAUAAUAGUAAAAGUAAUUAUAGUGACUCCAAAAAAGUAACUCCAAAUAGUAAUAGUAAUAGUAAUAGUAACAGUAGUAGUAGUAGUAAUAGUAGUAGUAGUAAUAAUAACCAUUUUGAAAAGAGAUGGGAUAAAAAUACCUGGAAAAAAACAAGCAAUAUACAAUCAGUAGAAGAAAAUAACAAACAUGAUAAUACGUUUUUUAAUUUUAUAGAUAAAAUGGAUACUACAAGAUGCCAAGGAGGAAAUAUAAGAAAUAAUAAGUAUUCAAAUUAUAAUUACAUAGAAGAGAAUAAUUCUGAAAAGAAUGAAUCAUCUAAAUUAAACAAUUUCAAAAACCAAUUUGGUGCAAACUCGAAAAAUUUGUUUUUUUUUAAUAAUUCAAAUGAAUCAGAAAAUUCAAAUAUUAAUAUGUAUAAUAAAUUUUUUGUUAAUGAAAAUAAUUUAUAUUCAGUAGAUGAAAAAAAUGAAAGACAAAAUAUACCUACAGAAAAAAAUAUUGAGCUAACUAUAAAUAGGAUAAGGAAUGAAACACCAUCAUCAUUUAAUGAAAAGACAAAAAAUAUAAGUUCCUUUUUAAAUGAUAUAUGGUAUAACAAUGGUAAUAAUAAUAUUAUUAUGUACAAUAAAAAUAGUAAUGUACAUGAUAAUAAUAAUAAUAAUAAUAUUAUUCAUAAUAGUAAUAGCAUGCAUUAUCAUAUAAAUGAUAUCCAUACCAAUAUGAAAAGAGAUAACUACGAGAAUAAUAAUAAGUGGAAUAAUAAUAUAAAGGGAAAUAAUUCAAAUGAAUAUAAUUAUAAAAAAGAAAACAAUAAUAAUAAUAAUAUGUUUUAUUAUAAUAUAAAUAAUAACAAUAAUAAUAAUAAUAAUAAUAAUAAUAAUAAUAAUAAUAAUAGUGAGCAUAUAUCUGAAAUAGAUGUUAAACAAUUAAAUAAUAUUAUGGAAAAAAAGAAGGAAUAUUUAAAUGCUGUUUCUAAAGAAGAACAAGAAAAUUUGGAUGAUAAUAUAUCCAAAAAUGAAUAUAUGAAUGAUAAACAAAAUAAAACAACACAAUAUUUUAAAAAUAUGAAAAUUUUAUUUACAUUUUUAAAUAUAUAUGCAAAACAGAAUUCAUUAGAUAUAGAUGAUUUUUUUAAUGAUGAAAAAAAUAUGCACUUGUUUGAAAUGUUAAUUAAUAAGAAACAAUUUGAUAAAAAUGAUUUGGAAUAUUUAUUUAAUAUGUUACAAUUAAAAAAUAAUGAAAAGGAAAAAAUGAAAAAAGAAAUAUUAAAUCAUAAUGAAUAUUUCAAGGAAAAUUAUAACCAUGAUAAAAUAGUAUAUACAAAAUCAAAUACCAAUAUGCUUAAUAUGAAUUAUAACACUCCCAAUAGGUACCAGCAAGGUAAUAAUAUUAAUACUAAUCCUAAUGUUGCUCAAAGGAAUGAAAACAACUAUUAUGGGAAAAAUAAUGAUGCACCAUAUGAUUUAGAUAUAAAUAACAUAAUAUAUACAAGUAAUAAUUUUACAAAUUUAGAUAAAUAUGAAAAUAGCAACUUCAAUAUGGAAAUAAAAAAAAUUAAUGAUAUGAAUGCAUACGAUAAUAAGUUUAUACCAAAUGUUCAGAAUAAUGUCAAUAAAUAUAUGUAA